AACAAAGAUCGUCGUCGCGUGUGUGAUGCGUGUUUGUCCGUCGUCGUGUCAUGUUUACGUGCGCGAAGUGCCAAGUUUCCGGUCAUUUCGGGAUUGUUCCGUUCUCCCGACGUGUUUCCCAUCAUUCCGGUCCGAUGCCGAGUGUGGACUGUGAGAUUUUUCACCGAUUUUGCCGAUACAACUGAAUGCUGCUUGAUCGGUGGCAUCCUGAAAUUGAUGAUUGUGGAAAAGGCGGACCACUGAUCGUACCGAACCGCCUGGCCCGUUACUGCAUCAUCGCACUUCCACCGGUCAUCCUUUGGACUUGGGCAGCUUUCGGCUGCGGAAUAAUUUUCGUCACCAAAUGUCGCUCGGCAAAACAUCGUCGUUUGCGAAAAUGAGGGCGGCGGCAGCAAGGUCAACGGCUGAGCAGGGUCAAUCCGGCGACGCCAACGGUACCGCGUCCAGGUCCAAUAUCGGUGCACCAAAUAGCAAGCAAAGCUCGACCCUGGUCAACAUUGUGCAACCCAUCACAUACAAUGAACAACUCCAAGGCGGUCCUACUGAAAAUUGCAAAGCUUUAUUCGGAGCAGUUGAUGUCCAACGUUUGCCUGGUGGUGGGUGCCAACCGCUAUCCGGCCCACCGGGUUAUUAUAUGUGCCAGCAGUUCCAGUUGAUGUUUGUGAAUCCGGAGUCGAACGAGUCCCGCGGGUUUCUGAACUUGUUGUGGACCACAUUAAGGUUGCCAUCCACACGACGAUGCCGAUGCUGGAACUUUCCUAUGGAGCACAUUGCCAAAAAGGCCACCCAAUACUACAUGGUUUCAUGGUUCCAGUACACCAUCUCGCUAGGAAGUGACCUCGUGGAGCUGACGCAGGCGCUGAAAAGGUUCCUUAAGUGCUACUUGGAUAGUGUGACUUUACGUUUCCACCUGCCUCUCUUUAACUUAGUGUGCUUAGGGCUGAUUUCUUCACCUCGGCUUAACCGGUAAGCCAGGCUUACCCAUAUAGUUAAGCCUGGCUUAACGCUUAAGCCAAGGUGAAGAAAUCGCCCCUUAGAGCACUUCGACAUGUUCUCAAUCGACGGGCUUCCUUUAUUUACCAUUGCAUGAAUUUGUGUAUUGUUAGGCAAGCACAAUAAUAGCAAUCUGGAGGUCGAGAAAAUUUACAAUUACGGAAAUCAAACCCGUCGUGUUCGGAUUAGCGGUCCAUGCCCCUAUUCACUAUGGGG
This is a messenger RNA of Aedes albopictus (Asian tiger mosquito), 1209 nucleotides long. RefSeq lists its product as uncharacterized. The record is from RefSeq and is a predicted model, not a curated record. NCBI's taxonomy places the organism in Eukaryota, Metazoa, Arthropoda, Insecta, Diptera, Culicidae. Bases 344 to 970 code for a protein of 208 amino acids. The transcript has 3 exons.